AUGGCCACCAAUUAUUGGCCAAGUGCACUAUUAUGUGCCUUAGCAAUAUCUUUCAUGGAAACAACCAUAUUAGCUUCAAGAGACUCUACCUCGUUUCAUAUGCAUAAGUCUCCUCCACCCUCAUCUCCUCCACCAUCGCCGCCACCGUCACCACCACCGUCACCACCACUACCAUCGCCUCCGCCUUCACUUCCACCACCAAAACAUUAUUACUACAAAUCUCCACCGCCACCUCCUUGUGACCGUAAAUCUCCACCGCGGCCGUGUCCACACCACUACUGUCCACCUCCGUGUCACUAUAAGUCUCCACCCCCUCCACCAUACAAAGGAUCUCCACCUCCGCCGCCACCACAAACUCCGAACAACUGUCCAACUCCACCACCGAAAAAUUACUACUACAAAUCAAAACCGCCGCCAUUGCCAAAACACUGCUACUGCCGACCUCCACAGUCACCUCCACCUCCACCAUCUCUUCCAUUACCAAAACCCUGCUACUGCAAAUCUUCAUGGCUACCCCAUCUCUGGCUGCCGUGUCCACCCAGAAACUGUCCACCUCCACCUCCACCACCACCACCUAAAAAUUAUUACAACAAAUCCCCACCGCCGCCAUUGCCAUCUCUGCCAUUGCCAAAAACCUGCUACUGCAAAUCUUCAUGGCUGCCCCAUCUCUGGCUGCCGUGUCCACCGAGCAACUGUCCACCUCCACCACCACCUCCACCCUCACUUCCACCUCCACCACUGAAAUAUUAUUACUACCAACCUCCACAGCGGCCGCCGCCAUCUCCGCCAUUGCCAAAACCCUGCUACUGCAAAUCUUCAUGGUUACCCCAUCUCUGGCUUCCGUUUCCACUCAGCAACUGUCCACCUCCACCACGACCACCACCUCCACCGUCACCUCGACCACCGAAACAUUAUUACUACAAAUCUCCACCGCGGCCAUCUCUGCCAUUGCCAAAACCCUGCUACUGCAAAUCUUCAUUGCUACCCCAUCUCUGGCUGCCGUAUCCACCAAGCAACUGUCCACCUCCGCCGUCUCCUCCACCACCACCUCCAUAUAACUAUAAGUCACCACCAUCCCCAAAUCUAUACAGAUCUCCACCUCCGCCACCACCACCACUACCUCCAUAUAACUAUAAGUCUCCACCCCCUCCACCACCAUCCCCAAAUCUAUACAGAUCUCCACCUCCGCCACCACCGCCACCACCGCCACCACCGCCACCACCACCUCCGAAGUAUUAUUAG
Impatiens glandulifera is the source of this 1242-nucleotide messenger RNA. Its product is annotated as leucine-rich repeat extensin-like protein 3. The transcript has 2 exons. Lineage: Eukaryota; Viridiplantae; Streptophyta; Magnoliopsida; Ericales; Balsaminaceae. The record is from RefSeq and is a predicted model, not a curated record. The coding region runs from base 1 to 1242 and encodes 413 amino acids.